AUCAGUAGAGAAAACUGUACACAUUCCAUUAUAGAAGUUUCGUUUUGAGAAUCAAUUUGCAGCUCAGCCAGCCUUUAACCCAGGUUUCAUUACCGUGUUCACAGAAUUAGAUCAGGAUCCUAUCUUGAAUUAGAUAAGGACAGUUACCAGUCUCACAUUUUAUUAUUUCAAAGAAACGUUUCAAUAUUAUCACCCAUUUUGGCUUAUAUCUCCCAAGUAGAUCCUUUCCUUUCAGGUUUAGUGUCCAAAAUUUUUAUAUAUCUCAGCUCUUCCAGGGAUGAAACACGCCAUUUAACUUUACCUUCCUUAUGCCGAUCACCUUGACAUUCUACUGAAUACAAUUCUGCAGGGCUAAUGAAAAUACAAAUCAGUUAGAACAUUCUCAAGAUUUUUUUUAGUUUCAUUUCAUCAACACGUGUACGGACAAAUCCCCUUUCUGCGCGUUCGUAUAUAAUCACUUAGAUGACUUUCGUUUUUACACAGAGCGUAGAUAAGAGCCAACAUGAUUAGUAAUCUCCUUUACUUAAAGUAUAAACAAGUAAGGACACCCAUUGGCAUAGAGUUCAAUUUUUUUAACCAAAUUAUUGUUUAAACUAUCUUAUCAUUAACUUGGGACGUUUAAUAGAGCACAGAGUUUUGCUACUCACACAAGUUAGAAUUCUCUUCAAAGGCGGAUGUACGUACUACAGUUCUAUGGGAAGUGAAUAGUCAUGGAGACACUCUCUUGCAUAUCCGUACUCGUUGGUGUUUUCGCUGUGUCCCUCGGAGCACUCUAUCUUUACUCGAAGCACAGGUUCAACUACUGGAGGAAGAGAGGUGUCCUUCAACUGAAACCAUCUUUUCCUUUUGGUAAUUGUAGAGACCUUGUGCUGAUGCGGAAAUCAUUUGGAGAAACAUUCGCUGAACAUUACAAACUGUUUGCUGGCAAUGCAUUUGGUGGAGCGUACAUGGCACUAAGGCCAAUACUGCUGAUUCGAGAUCCAGACAUAAUCAAAAAUAUUCUUGUUAAAGAUUUUGAUCAUUUUCAUGAUCAUGGAUUCGACUUUGAUGAGAAAAUUGACCCGUUAUCUGGAAACUUGUUUAUGUUGACUGGGCUGAAGUGGAAAGAACUUAGAACAAAGUUGUCUCCCACGUUCACAUCAGGGAAGAUGAAAAUGAUGUUCCCGACUUUGGUUGAUUGUGGAGUGGAACUACAGGAGUACCUGCAAAAUUUCGCAGACAAGGACGACAUGCUGGAAAUGAGAGAUGUACUUGCCAAGUUUUCCACUGAUGUUAUUGCUUCUUGUGCUUUCGGCAUACAGUGUAACUGUCUCAAGAACCCAGAUGCAGAAUUCAGGCAGUGGGGGAAGAAAGUUCUAGAAGUAUCUUUCGAAGUGAUUUUAAGAAAUCUGAUGUAUAUGUUACUGCCAUCUGUCGCAAUUGCUCUCAAAAUAUCGAACACGCCUAACGACAUUACAAACUUCUUCCGCACGAUGGUCCACGAGACGGUCAACUUCCGAGAGAGGCAUUCUGUGGAGAGAAAGGAUUUCUUGCAAUUGCUGAUCAAACUCAAGAACAAAGAAAGCCUUGAACCCGACACUUUAUCCACACAGCAGAAUGAAGAAUUUGCUGGCAUGACAAUGGACGAGAUUGCAGCACAAGUGUUCGUUUUCUUUAUCGCUGGUUUCGAGACUUCCUCGACGACCAUGAGCUAUUGUUUGCACGAGCUGGCACUGAACCCCGACAUUCAGCAACGAAUGAGGGAAGAGGUCGACAGGGUUCUGCUGAAACAUGAGGGGGCCAUCACGUACGAGGCAAUCCAAGAGAUGGAAUAUUUGGACAAGGCCAUAUCGGAGACGCUGCGCAAGUAUCCGCCAGUGCCCACCCUCAAUCGGGACUGCAGCAAGGACUACCGGAUACCAGGAAGUCACGUGACUGUAGAGAAAGGAACGCACAUAGUCAUCCCCGUGGAAGCGUUACACCACGACCCGCAAUAUUACCCAGAGCCUGACAAGUUCGACCCUGAUAGAUUCAGUGAGGAGGCAAAGACCAGCAGGCACCAUUAUGUAUACCUGCCGUUCGGAGAGGGACCCAGGCUCUGUAUAGGAAUGCGCUUCGGGCUUAUGCAGACAAAAGUGGGACUCGUCUCACUGUUAUCAAAAUACGAGUUCAGCGUCUGCAGCAAAACAUCAAUCCCCUUGAAGAAGGACCCAAAGCAGUUUAUCAGCACCCCCAUAGGUGGAGUCUGGCUUCAGAUCAGGAACAGAUCUGCCAACAGAGACCAGUGAAACCCCACGCAACCUUAAUGCAGUGUAAAUAAUAUAUAUAUUGUGUAAUAAAAUAUAAUAUAUGCACUUUAA
Molecule: messenger RNA, 2339 nt
Organism: Cryptotermes secundus
Lineage: Eukaryota; Metazoa; Arthropoda; Insecta; Blattodea; Kalotermitidae
Product: probable cytochrome P450 6a14
Exons: 4
Coding region: 711-2267 (518 amino acids)
Molecular function (GO): heme binding; oxidoreductase activity, acting on paired donors, with incorporation or reduction of molecular oxygen; iron ion binding
Source: RefSeq, a predicted model, not a curated record